GACCUGAACUCCUUUAAGCAAAUAGGAAAGUCAAUCAAAAUUUAUGAAGGAGAUGAGUUUUAGAGAGAUUUCUGAAGACACAAGCACCGAAAAUGGUGAUUCCAAUUUUUCUAAUACAGAUGCACUCAUCUUCGGAAGUGCUGAUAUUUCAGGUGGGGAUACAAGUAUGAUCUCAGGUCCCAAUAUGGCUUCGUCUUCAUCUUCAUCUUCAUCUUCAUCUUACUGGAGGGUAGAUCACCACCACCAGCAGAUCUCGACUGCUGCUGGCAGUGGUGAUGAUGAUAAUGAUAAUGAGUUGAUUGUAUCAUCUGCAUCUUCCAGGAUAUUAAAUGAUGAUUUCAGGGCAUUUACUUCGGUUGCUGGUUCUGAACUUGGUUUGCGUUUGAAUACUGGUGAUGCUGAAGGAGUGAAUAGCGAAACUAGUAAUAUGCUUGUACAAAUAUCAAUAGCUUGUUUCGAGGCAAUCCAACAGAACAACCUAAAUCUAGCUGAUACACUUGUCAUCGACUUAAGAAAGUUUGCAAAUUCACAAAUAGGAGACAUGAAGAAAGUGGCGACUGAUUUUGCACAAGCGUUGGAUCAAAUGAUUAUUCACGGAACGAAUAUUCCACAAUCCAUCAUCAAAAUCCUAUAUUAAGAAGUUUAAAGUUAACCUUUUUAAGAAAGGUAUAUGUUCCUGUAUUUACUGGAAAGGAAAUUAAAAGAGUAGGAGGUAGUACUUUUGAUGUGGCGUUGGUUGAUGUUAAUAGCGGAGAAAUCGUUGACUCUGCACCAGAAGCCUCCGUGACAGUGGAGAUUGUUGUUCUGAGGGGAGAUUUUGGUGGUGAUGGAAGAGAUAAUUGGACUUCUGAAGAGUUCGAUAGCAAUAUUGUGCGUCAUAGGGAAGAUGUGAAUAAGCCUCUUUUUUCAGGAACAGUACACAUUAGACUGAAUAGAGGCAUAGGUUUAAUAGAUAAAAUCAAAUUUUCUCACUAUACAAACUUUAUGAAGACUAAUGUGUUCUGUCUAGGUGCAAGAGUUAUUGAAUGUUUCGAUGGUACGCGACUAAAAGAAGCAAAGACAGAACCCUUCACUGUCAAGGAUGCGCGCGUAGCUGCUAUUUGCAGGCAAAGAGACCAAAGGAAUCAAAAAGGAAAAAAUGCAAUCCUGCAGCACUUGAGCAUCACAAAGAAAAGGGAAGGAAAUGAAUUACAACACCUGAGCAACACAAAGAAGAAAAUGCGCCAUUCAAGGAGCACAGAUAAUUCAGCAGAAUCAAGUGAAGAUAGCCACAAUCCUAGUAUCUGACUAGGACUAUCAAUCAAGCAGAAUCCGGAGACAAAACAGGACGCAAUCAAGAUUAAUACAAAGAUUAGCCCAAUCAACAAAGAAUCAAGGAAGAUAUCGAUUUACUCAUGCACAUAUUUAAUAUGGACAUGAAUCAGCAAAUCGUCUCAAUCAAGAAAUCCCUCAAUAUCCUUGAUUGAGAGAACCACCUUACAAGAGCAAACAACCAAUAUAUAUAAACAUCCCUUAGCUUUAGUUGUGAAGUACACACUUCACUUGAACUUGUAUUGUUUUGUUCUUUUUGACUUUCAUAAAACUCUGAAUUCUCUCGAGUAUACAAUUGAAAAAGAAAGGUCAAAGUGUAGGUUAUACAGGUAGAUGUUGUGUCAAAUAGAAGAUUAGAUUUUUUACCGUGUUUGUUAAGUAUUAGUUUUCGACGAAUGAGAUUCCACUAGCUCCGCCCCUGCCUGAAUUAGCUUGUGUUGUUAAUGUACACGUACUUAAUCUAACGCCAUCAAUGUGG
This is a messenger RNA of Solanum stenotomum, 1789 nucleotides long. RefSeq names its product DELLA protein RGL2-like. Bases 44 to 637 code for a protein of 197 amino acids. The record is from RefSeq and is a predicted model, not a curated record. The transcript is spliced from 2 exons. NCBI's taxonomy places the organism in Eukaryota, Viridiplantae, Streptophyta, Magnoliopsida, Solanales, Solanaceae.